UUCGCGUGUUCGCGCGGCUUGUUGUUAUUGGGUUUUGGGCUAGAAUUGGACAAAUUAAAAAAAAUUAUGUGGUGAUAACGAAUACUAGUGAUUUUCUGCGUGCUAUAGGGCCAUUAUGUGCAAUCAAUAAAUUUAAUGUAGAUCAUAAUAUGUUGACAAGCAGCGUCAGUUGUAGCUGUUGACGAAUUUCAAGUGCUUUUACCUUACGGCAGUCCCCCCGCACCAAAAACCACCUCCAGCACCAGCAGCAGGAGGCCACAACAAAAGCCAAAGCAAUUAAAAAAUCAAUCAGAAUUCUAAUUGAGAGCUGAAAGCUGUGCUGUGUGCUGCGUGACAUGUCACCGCCAAAAAACUGUGCCGUCUGCGGCGACAAGGCCCUGGGCUAUAACUUCAACGCGGUAACCUGCGAGAGCUGCAAGGCAUUCUUUCGGCGGAAUGCGCUGGCCAAGAAACAGUUCACCUGUCCAUUUAACCAGAAUUGUGACAUCACAGUGGUAACGAGGCGCUUCUGCCAAAAAUGCCGCCUGAAAAAAUGCCUGGACAUCGGCAUGAAGAGCGAGAACAUCAUGUCCGAGGAGGACAAGCUGAUCAAGCGGCGCAAAAUCGAAAACAAUCGCGCCAAACGCCGCAUGAUGGAGCACACCGGCGGGGACGGUGCCUCGGAUCCCGAUGACAGCAAGGCCCAGGCAGACAGCAGCAGCAAUUUGGAGCUGUACUCCGGAUCGCAGGACUCGCAGAGCUGCGGGUCGGUGGAGAGCGGCGGCGCCAAUGGCUGUGUGGCUGGACGGUCCUCGAGCGAAAUAAAUCCGCUGCUGAUGACGGCCGAUAAAAUCGUGGAACAGAUUGUCUCCGAUCCGGAUCGUGCGUCCCAGGCCAUUAAUAAAUUGAUGCGCACCCAAAAGGAGGCCAUUUCGGUGAUGGAGAAGGUCAUUGGCUCCCAGAAGGAUGCCCUCCGACUGGUCUCCCACUUGAUUGACUAUCCAGGCGAUGCGCUGAAGAUCAUAAGUAAAUUUAUGAACUCGCCGUUCAACGCUUUGACAGUAUUCACAAAGUUCAUGAGUUCCCCCACGGAUGGGGUGGAGAUUAUCUCAAAGAUUGUCGACUCGCCAGCCGAUGUGGUGGAAUUCAUGCAGAACUUGAUGCACUCGCCGGAGGAUGCCAUUGAUAUCAUGAACAAGUUCAUGAACACGCCAGCGGAGGCGCUGCGUAUUGUCAAUCGCAUCUUAAGUGGCGGCACGAACACUGCCCAAUUAACGGACCGCAAGCCAUUGCUGGACAAGGCACCAGAGUCGGAACGGAUUGGGAAGCCAGCCAGUGAACGCGUCGACACGGUUAUACAGUCGAUGCUGGGCAGCGGGAGCCCCUCGCCAGUCCACACAAGCGCCAGCUCGCCCCACGACUUGCAGUACCAUUCGCCCAGCUCGAACCCCAUGGGCAGUGAACAGCCCAGCACAUCGAGCAGCCAUCCACUGCCCGACAUAGCCAAUUCCCCAGACUUUGACCUCAAGACGUUCAUGCAGACCAACUACAACGAUGAGCCCAGUCUGGACAGUGACUUCAGCAUCAAUUCGAUUGAGUCUGUGCUGUCGGAGGUCAUUCGGAUCGAGUAUCAGGCGUUCAACAGCAUACAGGCUGCGUCGCGGAUAAAGGAGGAGAUGUCCUACAUGGGGGGACAGUCGUACAGUGGCUGCAAUCCGAACUCAAGCAACAACCAGCAGCAGCAACUGCCACAGCAGCCAAUUUGCGCUCCAUCGAGCCUGCACAUGGACCGCGAACUGAACGAAGCUGAGCAAAUGAAGCUGCGUGAACUGCGCUUGGCCAGCGAAGCUCUCUACGAUCCCGUGGACGAGGAUCUAAGUGCCCUGAUGAUGGGCGACGAUCGCAUAAAGCCUGACGACACACGGCAUAAUCCGAAGCUUUUGCAGCUGAUCAAUCUGACGGCUGUGGCCAUUAAGCGGCUAAUCAAGAUGGCCAAGAAGAUAAGUGCAUUCCGUGACAUGUGCCAGGAGGACCAGGUGGCCCUGCUAAAAGGCGGCUGCACCGAAAUGAUGAUAAUGCGUUCGGCAAUGAUCUAUGACGAUGAUCGCAAUGCAUGGAAGGUGCCACACACCAAAGAGAACAUGGGCAACAUACGUACUGACCUGCUGAAGUUCGCCGAAGGAAAUAUUUAUGAGGAACAUCAGAAAUUUAUAACCACCUUUGAUGAGAAGUGGCGCAUGGAUGAGAACAUCAUAUUGAUAAUGUGCGCCAUUGUCCUGUUCACUUCAGCACGAUCCCGUGUGAUACACAAAGACGUGAUUCGAUUGGAACAGAAUUCCUACUACUAUCUUCUGCGAAGAUAUUUGGAGAGUGUUUACUCUGGCUGUGAGGCGAAAAAUGCGUUUAUCAAGCUAAUCCAAAAGAUUUCAGAUGUGGAGCGUCUGAAUAAAUUCAUUAUAAAUGUCUAUUUAAAUGUUAACCCAUCCCAGGUGGAGCCUCUGCUGCGUGAAAUAUUUGAUUUGAAAAAUCACUAAAAACCGGACACCGCCGGGCAUCUAAUGUGCCGGCCGUCCUGCUAUAAUGGAGAAUCAGUGAGCUGUAGUUGUUGUUGUUUUUAAUCGUAAUUGUGCGUCGCUCACUGAUUUUUGUUUUUAUCUGUCGCUUAUACUGUUAGAUUUUAGUCGAAUGUGAUUGUUAGAUUUGCAAAUACUAUAUAGAUUUUAUAUUUCUACAUCAAAGAGAGCAUAUUUAGGAUACAAGUGCAAAGCAACACAAUCUAAAUGUAAUGUACACACCGUUUAAUUAGUUUCAAAUAAAACUAAACUCAAAUGAAA
Drosophila subobscura is the source of this 2813-nucleotide messenger RNA. RefSeq names its product nuclear hormone receptor HR96 (gene Hr96). Gene Ontology annotation, biological process: positive regulation of transcription by RNA polymerase II; cell differentiation; negative regulation of transcription by RNA polymerase II. Gene Ontology annotation, molecular function: zinc ion binding; RNA polymerase II cis-regulatory region sequence-specific DNA binding; nuclear receptor activity. The record is from RefSeq and is a predicted model, not a curated record. NCBI's taxonomy places the organism in Eukaryota, Metazoa, Arthropoda, Insecta, Diptera, Drosophilidae. The transcript is spliced from 5 exons. The coding region runs from base 336 to 2513 and encodes 725 amino acids.